Messenger RNA from Scomber japonicus (chub mackerel), 6196 nucleotides. RefSeq names its product zinc finger protein 827 (gene znf827). Lineage: Eukaryota; Metazoa; Chordata; Actinopteri; Scombriformes; Scombridae. The coding region runs from base 1 to 4587 and encodes 1528 amino acids. The record is from RefSeq and is a predicted model, not a curated record. Gene Ontology annotation, cellular component: nucleus. The transcript has 14 exons. Gene Ontology annotation, biological process: regulation of gene expression.
AUGCCGCCUAAAGUACCCACAAACCACGGAGGCCAAGGCCGAAAAUACACAGAUGAUUUGGACAGCAACGAGGAAGGAGGGCCUGACGGCGGUCCUGUGGAGGAGGAAGGUUGGUUUGGGAAUGCUUCUGACACACGCUCAGAGUCAUCAUCCUAUGGAGACACCCAGGAUGAGCUCCUCUUGCCAAGGGGUUCCUCUCCUGAUGAGCGGCCUGGCGUCAGCGCUGGGUCUGGGGAUCAAGAUACCUGUGGAGGUGAGAGCUCACUGGGUUGCCCCACACCCGUCCGUCGUGCCUCUUUGGAACUUCUUGGACUGGAUGGAGGUGCAUUCUCGGCCCAGGACACACUCUCCUCUGUGGUAUCAUCACUGUACGGCGAGGCAGCAUCUCGUGCCCUUGGAAAACCCCUCAGCAGCAACCUACGGCGCCUCCUAGAGGCUGGGUCGCUGAAACUUGACACAGGGGAGCUCCUGGGUCGGUCAUCGAGGGGAGGUGCAGGGGGGGAGUCCCCUCCAAUAGGUCUAGCCCCACCUUUGACCCUCUCCCCGUCUUCCCACCAUGCCCAGCAGUUAAGUGCUCUUGCCCGUAAACUGGCCAAUAACAACAACAACAGCGGCUCAGCCUCACCAGCCUCCUUGGCCCCCUCAGUCACUAACAUUAAGCAAGAGCCCCUUGACCCUUUUAACUCUGUCACCCCAAGCAAUGGAAGUGGCUUUGUAUGGGCAGGUGUUGCAGAUAAGUGGCCGCCGGCCAGCUGCUCCACACCCUGCGGCUCAAGCCUGUCUCCGGACUCUGCAAUCCAGAAGUUAAAAGCAGCAGCGAAUGCUGUCCUUCAAGACAAGAAUGCCGUGGCCUCCUCCUCAACAACUUCUUCCUCCUCCUCCACCUCUGCCUCAUCUGCAGUGCCCACCCUCGGAGGGGGUGGUCGAGGAGAUGAUGUGGUGCGCUUUGAUGCCUUCAACUCUCCGUUUAGCCCACAGUCAGCCAGCUCCACCCUAGCUGCACUUUCCAAGAAAGUCAGUGAGCGGAGCCAAGCCUCGUCAACAGCCAGUGCUGCUACUGACCACCAAGCCUCAGCAAGUUCCUUUCUCUCACUCGUGUCAAUGACCUCCUCUGCUGCCUUGCUCAAAGAGGUGGCAGCCAGAGCAGCGGGCAACAUGCUCGCAGAGAAGAAGGAGGGGUCCCCUUUGGUGAACGCUGGGGUCCUCCAAGAGGAUGUGAAACCCCUGCUGGACAAGAACCAGAAGGCACCCACGCCAUCUACACCCACGCAGAGCCUAGAGUUGUUGUUGCCCUCGACUCCAAAAAACAGAGGCAAACCCAACAGCCAAUCAGGCUCUCCUGAGGAUGGUGGCAAACCAUUCCAGUGUCCUGUGUGUGGACUGGUCAUCAAACGCAAGAGCUACUGGAAGAGACACAUGGUCAUCCACACAGGCUUGAAAAGCCACCAGUGUCCCCUGUGUCCCUUCCGCUGUGCUCGCAAAGACAAUCUUAAGUCCCACAUGAAGGUACAUCAGCACCAGGACCGAGGUGAGACGUUUCAGUGCGAACUUUGCCCUUUUACUUCUUCCCGUCACUUCAGCCUGAAGCUUCACAUGCGCUGCCACCAGCACUUCCCCCGCACAGACGUCAAGGUGAAAGAGGAGCUCACUACCGACACGGAGGGCGAGGGUUCCGUGAUGGGUGACAGCGGCUCUGCAGACAUGAGAGGGACGGAGGUGUCCCCGCUGCACUCAGACAACCAGCAGCAGACGUCGCCUCCAGUCGAGGUUUCCUCCAAUCAUGUCCACAUCAAGGAGGAGCCAUACGAGAGAGAGCUGUCUGUGCUCUCCCCCUUCAGCAUCUGCAGGGAACGUCCCAGCAGCAGUGCCAACUCUCUGGACCUGCCUGGAGUUGGUGUAGGAGUCGGGGUCCGGUCCAGUCCUAGUGGUCCAACCACAGCCUCCCUCUUUAGCCCUGACAUCACUACCAAAACGGCCACUGACCUGCUUAUGAAGCUAUCAGCGGCCAACCAGAGGGAGACGUUGAAAUCUCCAUUCCACUUGAAGGAAGAGCCCAAAGUGGAGGAAGCAUUGAGCCCCAGACCAGCCUCCCGGUCGCAGAGCCAGAUCCAGCCUAGCUUCCCUGUGACAUUCUGCCAGGACGGGUCAACGGGGGCAACAGCAGCUGCAGAGCGCCCAGGGCCGCUGAAACCAAGGGAAGGAAGCCCCCCGGCUAAGAACAGCUUGCUGAGCCAGGAUAUCAACGUUAAGGUGGCCUCUGAGUUGCUGAUGAAGCUUUCAGAGAGCAACAAAGAUGCCCAGUACCAGAAGGUGAAAGUAAAGGUGGAGCCCAUGGAAGUGGACCCACCCCCUGCAGAACUCACCCCACCUGCCUCUCACCUGCUGGCCUUCAGCACUUUAGGGGCGAGUGAGAAGAGUGAGCCUAUGACGAACCUACCCGAGACGUUGACCCGCCCCCAGAAAGACCUCUUCUCCCAGGACAUAUCGGUCAAAAUGGCUUCCGAACUUCUGUUCAAACUGUCAGAAAAAGUCAGCAAAGCCAACAACCAUAAAGACAGUAACAUGGUGGGAAUAAACAGUCCGUUCCUGGACGAGUGCUUCAGACAAUCACCCUUUAACUCGCGCUCCAAGAGCUCUUCCCCCGCAGAGGCCAGCUCCUCUACCAGGGCAGCAUUCCAUGACUCAGAAAAAGAUGACGGGGAGCCGGGAAACGGAAUUGCCCAGUGGAGACUAAGUGAACAGCUCUUCCCUUGUCCUGUCUGUGGCAAAGUGUUUGGUAGACAGCAGACCCUUUCUAGACAUCUGUCUCUACACACAGAAGAGAGGAAGUACAAGUGUCACCUGUGUCCUUACGCAGCCAAGUGCAGGGCUAACCUCAAUCAGCACCUGACCAUCCACUCUGUCAAGCUGGUCAACACAGACACUGACCAGAUCGUCAGCGCUGUUACAGCCGACUCAGCCGAGCGCAAGAACUGCCCAUACUACUACAGCUGCCAUGUGUGUGGUUUCCAGACGGAGCUGAAUGCCCAGUUUGUCGGCCACAUGUCGCUCCAUGUGGACAAGGAGCAGUGGAUGUUCUCACUGUGCUGCAACGUCUGUGACUACGUCUGCAUGGAGGAGAACGACAUGAAGAACCACAUUAGUACUGGACAUGCAGGUCUGAACUCAAGGAGUCCCCUCAGCGAGACCAAGAGCACCUCCUCGUCCCUCUCGGCCCUCAGCGAUUCACUCAACAGCUCCGAGGGCGGAGACCUCACCCACGGUAACGAAGAACUCAAGAGCCUGCUAGCCCCGCCCUCCUCCGCAGGCAGCCAGUCCAGCUCCGGAAGCCACUCGGGAUCAGGAACUGAGGACAAGUCUGACAAAGGCUUCGAGUGUGUCUUCUGCAAUUUUGUGUGCAAGACGCGUAGCAUGUAUGAGCGGCACCUCCAGAUCCACCUCAUCACACGGAUGUUUGAGUGCGACGUCUGCCACAAGUUCCUCAAGACGCCCGAGCAGCUGCUGGAGCACAAGAAGUGCCACACCGUCCCCUCCGGAGGGCUCAAGUGCCCUUUCUGCAUCUACUCCACCAAUCGUCCAGCGGCCAUGGAGUGCCACCUUAAGACGCACUGUAAGAUGGAGUACCGCUGCCGCAUCUGCCAGGGACUGUGGCCCAACCAGGCCUCAUUGGAGGCCCACAUGCGCGGGCACCGCCUGGGCAACCACUACAAGUGUGAGCAGUGUGGCUACUUGUCCAAGACGGCCAAUAAGCUGAUCGAGCAUGUGCGUGUGCACACGGGCGAGCGGCCCUUCCACUGCGACCGCUGCUCUUAUAGCUGCAAGCGCAAGGACAACCUCAACCUGCACAAGAAGCUGAAGCACGCGCCGCGCCAGACUUUCGGCUGCCAAGAGUGCCCUUUUACCACCACACACCCCUUUGUCUUCAGCCGCCACCUCAAGAAACACCAGAGUGGAGGAGCAGGGGGACUGGACGGAGGUGGAGGAGGAGAAGAGGAGGAGGAAGAUGAGGAGGCAGGAGAGGAGGAGCUGCAACUUGAGGGAACAUCACCAGGGGGCUUGUCAGCGCGGAGGAGCCAGGACAACUUCCUCUUCAGCGGAGGAGGAGGAGGAGGAGGAGGAGGAGGAGGGAGCAGUGGAGGGAGUGGGAGCAACAGCCCCCUCAUGAGUCUAACAGCAUCGCAGGCGCUGCAGUCUGUCGCUCUGUCACUCAAACUGGGCAAGUCCCACCAGCUGGACGCCACCAGCGCUCUGCACCGCUUGGUCAGCACUAACGGCAACGACACCACCAGAAACCCCGCCAGCCUGAGCAGUGGCAGCCCCUCCCUCUUCCUCCCCUCCUCCCGCCACGUCUUCGAGCAGUACAGGAACUGUGACCGGGCGCACCUGAUUCCCCUCACCACCCUGUUCACCCAUAACAGCCGCUUCACAUUCCACUCGCACCUCCACUCCAGAUGGCGGCCCGCCACAUCUCCUCUCCUCUUCUCCUCCAACCCGGUGUCCCCCUCCCUUUCUCCUCCCUCACCCGCCUCCCACAAACACUCCUUCCUGGCCUACCUGGGACUGAUGGAGAGGGCCAAGACUGUUUGACCUCGCCCACCUCCUCUCCUCUCCUCCCCCUCCCCUCACUCCUCGGACGGUGGUGUGAAUGACACUUGACCACUGCAGUGGGAGCAACAUCUUUUCCAAUCAGACCAGCAGAAUAAGCUGGACCAGACAAACAUAUUGCAGAAAAGAAAAAAAAACAUUUAUAUGAGAAAAAGGCUGUACAUGCUAAAAAAUGCAUUUAUAUCAAAAAGCUGCUUUUCUUAUCAGUUCUAUCAAUUGAAUUAUUACUACUUCAACUACUACUCUCUAUUACCUUUUUUUGUUUUCUGUUUUUAAACGUCUGAAUGACUUGGACCCAGUUGCAUUACCUGAGGAAACUAACGUAUCUCAGUUUUAUAGAUAUUUUUCUUUAGUCGUUUGACAAGAUAAAAAGUUGAAAAAGACGAAACAAAACUUGCAAGUGCUAUAUUUUAGUGCAUUUUUGUCUAUUGCUAUUAUGCAUCGAAAUAGCAUGCCUGUUUCUGUGUUUCAACUAGCUUUGACGUCAUUAGGAAGCUAAAUUCGAAAUAUCCUGAAGUGUUAGCGGUGCGACGUGGACAGAACCAAUGAAACGGAACGCUUUUCAUUGAUAAAGGCUCGUUUCCAAAGCAACGCCUCAAACCACGCACUUACUUAUUUAUCAAUCUUGUACAUAGUUUUGUAGCCCUUCCCCUUCCCAUCUUUUUUUUUGAUUUCUGUUGUUUUUUUUGUAUAAUGGUGAAACCAUAUUAUGCAUAGCUGCUGCCUGAUGCCACUUCUGUCUCAGAAUACUGUAAAUGUUAUUUUAAUGGUUUACUAGCUAAUUUGAAUCCUUUUUUUUUUUCCUUUUUAAUCUCACAGAAGCAAACAGAAAAUAAGCUGUCAUCGUGUAAAUAUGGAAAGUAUUUAAUCUGACCAAUCAUGACAACAAAGAUAAAUUUAUUAAUAUGAAUUUACCUGAUUUGAAUAAUAGAUGUUAAAAUGUUACGUAAUGUUUUUUGCACUCCCAGGCGAAUAAGCAACGAAAUCCUACGAAUAACAAGAAGUAAAAAUUCAUUCAUUAUUUCUGGGACCAGGUGGGUAUCAGUGCAGCAUCGUAUGCAGAACUAUGUAUCACGCACCUAUACUUAGAAGAGAUAUAUGAGAUAACUGUUUUGUGGAGGUGACCAGCUCUGGGUUAGCGAGCUUACCCACAAGCAAGGGUCACCACAGGCCGAUUCAAUGGUGCUUUUUGGAGCUUUUUGUAAUUUUUGUGUACAAAAAAAAAGAAAAAAACUGUUCCAAAAUGACUUGAAUGAAUGUAUUUUUGUUUAUGUACAUGAAAAAGAAGUGAUACAGAAGUGUGAACAGAGAACGUCUUCUGUGCUGGUAAAGACGGGGAAAGUUAGUGUGUUUGGUGGCCUUCUGUGUCUUUUUGUUUUUUUUGUUUUUGUUUCAUUUUUUUUAUUUUAUUUUUUUUACUUUUUUUACUGAGCCUUUUACAUCAUAAUAAAACUUUUUCUACUAACAUUCAUAGAGAACCCAUUGUGAGGAAAAAAAGCUCCUGUAGGUGCAAUGAUGAAGCAAAGCCAUUCACUUGUACAGCAUUGUGUUCGAUGGCACUGGCUUCUGUUAAGGCCGGCAGACAUGGUAC